This is a messenger RNA of Zea mays, 765 nucleotides long. Its product is annotated as prefoldin subunit 6. The record is from RefSeq and is marked validated. Gene Ontology annotation, cellular component: cytoplasm; prefoldin complex. Gene Ontology annotation, molecular function: protein-folding chaperone binding. Gene Ontology annotation, biological process: protein folding; chaperone-mediated protein complex assembly. Lineage: Eukaryota; Viridiplantae; Streptophyta; Magnoliopsida; Poales; Poaceae.
AAAGCCCAAACCCGCAUCUACGUUCUACUCCCACUCGCGGUCGCGGUAGCCGGCGGCGGCGGCGGAGGAAAGCAGGCAGGCCAUGGCGUCGUCGUCGUCGUCGACCCCGGCGGCCGUCCGCGAGAUGCAGAAGGAUCUCGAGGUCCAGGCCAACGCCCUCAGCAAGAUCCAGAAAGACAUCGCCAAGAACCACCAGGUCCGCAAGCAGUACACCAUCCAGGUCGGCGAGAACGAGCUCGUCCUCAAGGAGCUGGAGCUGCUCAGCGAUGGGGCCAACGUGUACAAGCUCAUCGGACCGGUGCUGGUCAAGCAGGACCUCGCUGAGGCCAAGGCCAACGUCAAGAAGCGCAUCGAGUACAUCUCCGCAGAGCUGAAGCGGAUGGAUCGGGCGCUCAAAGACUUGGAGGAAAAGCAAAACAGCAAGAAGGAAUCGAUAUUCAAGUUGCAGCAGAGGAUGCAGGCUGUACAAGCUAAGGCUUAGACAACUGUUUGUUGGUUGCAACUAGUCCAAGGCCAUGCUUCAUUUCAUCCCAAUUCCCUCCAGGUUUUUUUUUGUGGGGAGGAAUCAGGUGUCUGAUGUUCUCGUCUCCACAACGAAAAAGAAAGAAAAACGGUUCCUAGUGAAAUACUAGGCUAUUCUGUAUGCCCUAGUAUAAAAGUGUGCCUCUAGUAGAACUGUAGAAGAUGUAGUUAUCAGUAUCUCUUUUGUAUUAUUGGCCCAUGUUUACUUCUCAAUCGAAUAUUUAUGCGAGGGAUGUUUGUCAA